CAUUUCAAACCAAUCUGCGUCUGAUUUGUGACUGCGCUGUGUCUAAAAUGCCGGGGAAACAACUGAUACUGUUGAUCUUUGUUCACGGCGUCCUCUCAUUUAAUUUAGAUGAACAGCAUGCCGUAACAUUUCCAUCAGAUGCGCAGACUGUUAUUUCCAGUGACUCCAGCUAUUUUGGAUAUGCUGUGGCUUUUCGUUCGGCAGACACUUCGAAAACGUUGGUGGUGUCGGCGCCACGAUACGGUGGCACGGGCGCUGUCUUCGCGUGCUCACUGGAAGACCUUCAGUGUGACCCCAUCGUCAUUUCUAAUUUCACAGUUGAGCAGGAACGGGACAUACUGAAAGACGACGCUUGGAUUGGCAGUGCCGUGGAUGUUCAACGGUCCGGGAAAGGAAUUGUGGUGUGCGGCAGCCUGCUGUCGAGCAACCACUCGCACAACAACCGCUGGGUGAACGGCGGCUGCUACUGGAAGCCCGACGCGGACGCCGAGCGCGCAGACCUGCUCGUGCCGCUCACGGAUGGUGAUCACCUUGGACACAGUGUGUCUGGGAGUUCUACUCACGCCUAUUACGCCAACGGUCAAGCGGGCGUUUCCGUACUCAUUACGCAGGAAGGACAAGAACUAGUUAUAGGUGCUCCAGGAUUCGACUUGUCUGUAGGAACCAUUCUGCGGUACCGUAUAGAUGAGAAUGGCAACCUAGACGAUGGAAUAAUUGCAGGAAUUCAACCUUGUCAAGAGAAAGGAAUACUGGGCAACGAAUAUGGAGGGUAUGCGGUGGCAUCUGGCAGAUUCAUGUGCGGCUCCUCCAUUGUCUACGCUGUGGGAGCUCCACGAGCAGCCAUGUAUAGGGGACAGGGUCCCAACCUGCGUUCACCGGCGGUGACGCUGGAGGGGGACGGCGCACCGCGCUCCCAGUUUGGCACGUCUGUCGCCGCUGUGGGAGACAUCGAUGGCGACGGCUUCCAAGACGUGGCGGUGGGUGCGCCGUACGGCGAUCAGGGCGGCAGCGUGUUCGUGUACCUGGGCAGCGGCGACGCUCGGCGCAUGGGCCGUCUCCUGGGCCCCCAGAGGCUGCCCAGCUCCGGCCACCCGGCGGCCACGCAGCCCGGCUUCGGCAUCAGCGUCGCUGGCGGCGUCGACGUCGACGGGAACGACUAUGUCGGUGAGUAUCACGUCUGCUAA
Messenger RNA from Schistocerca americana (American grasshopper), 1184 nucleotides. RefSeq names its product integrin alpha-9-like. Gene Ontology annotation, cellular component: external side of plasma membrane; integrin complex. The coding region runs from base 48 to 1184 and encodes 378 amino acids. The record is from RefSeq and is a predicted model, not a curated record. Gene Ontology annotation, biological process: cell adhesion mediated by integrin; cell-cell adhesion; cell-matrix adhesion. The transcript is spliced from 10 exons. Gene Ontology annotation, molecular function: integrin binding. NCBI's taxonomy places the organism in Eukaryota, Metazoa, Arthropoda, Insecta, Orthoptera, Acrididae.